UGGUAAGUGUCGUAUCGUCGAAAGUUUAUUUGGAAUCGGUUUUAAACUAGAAAUAUGGGUAUCGAUAUCAAUCACAAGUGGGACCGCAAGGUUCGCCGUACCAAGCCGAAAUCGCUGGACGUCUAUUUGCGAUUGCUGGUCAAGUUAUACCGCUUCCUGUACCGUAGAACUCACAAAAAGUUCAAUAAGAUCAUUCUUCGUCGUCUAUUCAUGAGCCGAACGAAUCAGCCACCAAUUUCUCUUUCUCGAGUGGCGAAGUUGUUGAAGCUACGCGGUAAGGAUGAGAAAACAAUCGCCGUCGUAGUCGGAACUGUGACCAACGAUGACCGCAGCUUGUACGUCCCGAAGAUGAACAUCUGUGCGCUUCGUGUUACGGAAAAGGCCCGCGAACGAAUUCUGAAGUGGGGAGGUAAGAUCUACACCUUCGAUCAGCUCGCGCUUAUCGCUCCGACCGGAAAGAACACUGUGCUAAUGCAGGGAGAACGUACCGCUCGCGAAGCGUUCACUCACUUUGGCCGUGCUCCCGGUGUUCCGCACUCCAACACCCGGCCGUACGUUCAGUCGAAGGGACGAAAAUACGAAAAGGCUCGUGGUCGCCGUAGCAGCUGCGGUUUCAAAAACUAGGUCAACCCGGUCAUCGAAAAAGUUGAAAGGAAACAACAUCCGACUCCUUUUAUUAUUUGUGUAAUUAAGUGAAAUAAUAAUACAACAAAAUUCCACGAA
Wyeomyia smithii (pitcher-plant mosquito) is the source of this 723-nucleotide messenger RNA. RefSeq names its product 60S ribosomal protein L18 (gene RpL18). Bases 55 to 624 code for a protein of 189 amino acids. Lineage: Eukaryota; Metazoa; Arthropoda; Insecta; Diptera; Culicidae. Gene Ontology annotation, molecular function: structural constituent of ribosome; RNA binding. Gene Ontology annotation, cellular component: cytosolic large ribosomal subunit; ribosome. Gene Ontology annotation, biological process: translation. The transcript has 3 exons. The record is from RefSeq and is a predicted model, not a curated record.